CUGCAUCAACCACUUUUUCUCAUCGAGUAUAAAGGAAGGAAUAAAAAAUACAUUAAUAAAAACCCAAGUUCCUCUUGAUAGUAUAUCAAAUAUGGAAGAAACUUGGAAUAUGUCACAGGAUGGAAAAGGGCUUGAAAGUGCUAAAGUAGAUGAUACCGAAGUUAUUACUGAUACACAGGAAUUUCUGAAUUCACAUGAAGGAACUGAUAUUGAACAUAAUAAGAAAUAUGCAGACCAUGAUGUUGCUACAGAUAAAUAUAAUGAGACAAACAAAAAUGACAUUUUUAUUACCCAUGAAGACAUCAACCGAGAAACAGCAGAAGAGUCAGUAGUGACUACAAAAACUUCUGGAGGUAGAGAAGAUGUGGAUAUUAUCGAUAUGGUGAAGAAGAACAGUAAAGAUGAAGAAACCAGCCAGUCAUAUGACACUGGCAACAUACAGACAGUUAUGGUAAAACUUGAUGGUGAGAAAAUUGAUGACUUAAGUCAGAAAACUGUUCAUAUGUCAGUCAGCAUUGAGAGCAUCAAAAAGAAAAUUGAAGAACAGAAGAAGCACAAUACAAACAGAAAUAAACAUCAAGUGUCAGUUAAGUUUCGUGCUGAAAUUGAUCCAGCAAAGAAUCAGUCUGCAGAACUUGAACUGCGUAAAGAGAUCUCACAAGAUAUGUUUUCUAAGAUGGAAAUACUGGGCCAAUUUAACUUGGGAUUCAUUAUUACACGUCUCGGAUCUGAUCUUUUCAUUAUUGACCAACAUGCAACAGACGAGAAAUAUAAUUUUGAGAUGCUGCAGCUCAAUACUGUACUGCAAAACCAGAGGCUCGUUAA
Molecule: messenger RNA, 825 nt
Organism: Cryptotermes secundus
Lineage: Eukaryota; Metazoa; Arthropoda; Insecta; Blattodea; Kalotermitidae
Product: mismatch repair endonuclease PMS2
Exons: 2
Biological process (GO): mismatch repair
Cellular component (GO): MutLalpha complex
Molecular function (GO): ATP-dependent DNA damage sensor activity; ATP hydrolysis activity; ATP binding
Source: RefSeq, a predicted model, not a curated record